This is a messenger RNA of Eutrema salsugineum, 951 nucleotides long. RefSeq lists its product as uncharacterized. The record is from RefSeq and is a predicted model, not a curated record. The coding region runs from base 1 to 951 and encodes 316 amino acids. The transcript has a single exon. NCBI's taxonomy places the organism in Eukaryota, Viridiplantae, Streptophyta, Magnoliopsida, Brassicales, Brassicaceae.
AUGCCUAACAUUCAAUUGCCUGAGAGAAUUUUUGCUGCCGGCCAAGAGCCCGUCGGAGAGAGGGUGAAUUCUUACCAAAAAUCAAAAUCGGUACAGGCUAUUAUGAAUUCUCUCGACGAAGAUGAAGCAAAGAGGCUUCGUGAUUCCCAACUUGGACGGCUCCUAGAGACGAUGGAGAAGCCUUCAUUUUCCGGGAGCUUUGGCUAUUACAUGCUCGCUCGUCUCUUGCGUGUGAAGAAGAAGCAUGAAUUAUGGUUUCUGUUUGCUGGUCGGCCAGUGAGAUUUUCUCUCAGAGAGUUUGCUCUAGUUACAGGGCUCGAGUGUGGGAAAUUUGCUCAGACGAGGAAGCUUAAAAAUCUUGUGGCCCAGAAACCGUACUGGCCUGAGCUCUUUGGGUUGCUUAAGACAUGCACUGUUGAUUCCGUCAUCCACAUGUUACAGAAAAGAAAAAUUACAGACAAAGAGAAGAGAUUCAAAUGCGCCUGCCUCGCUGUAACUGCCUCUGUUUUGGUUCCUACCUCGCAUGUUACCAAGAUUGUCCCCGAGCAUGUCGAGCUCAUAAGGGACAUUGAUUCAUUUCUUUCAUACCCUUGGGGUAGAGUUGGGUUUGAUUUGCUCGUAUCUAGCAUCAAAUCCAAAGAUGAAUUGGAACUCUCGCAGAAGACAAUCGCCGUAAAAGGAUUUUUUUAUGCCAUCCAGCUUGUAAUGAUGGCUGCAGUGCCGACGCUUACCGAGGUAGUUCAAGCUCCAUCCGGUGAGUCUGAUAGUGACUACGAAGAUGAAUGUGACACCGCCGCCGAUGUAUCCACCGGACAGGAGGCCAAUCUCGGCUGCGAUGCCGCGGAUCUGGCUGAAAGAGCCACAUCUUCCGGCGUUGUGAAAAUGAUGCUUAGUCCCAGCCAUGCACGAGAAAUCGAUGAGGAGGAGAAGGUAAAUUACCUCACUUAUUGA